AUGUUGGAGAUCAAAAUGACGGUGAUGAUGACGGAGAAUGUGAAGAUGGAACAUAACGUGAUGGAGAAAGAUGAUGAUUAUAACGAUGUUGAUGACAAUUAUGGUGUUGAUGACGUUGACAGACACCGACCAUUCCCCCGGCUAAGUAGCGCCGUUCUUCAGCGCUCCACAAGGCCUUAUUGGCUCCUGGGGCUGCAAUAUCUUGCUGUUCAUGUGUUCUGCAGCGUGUUAUUGCAGCGCGUGACGCCCCGUGUGUAUGUUACAGUGGACGGCGGGACGGAGGCGGAGAUCCUGAAGGCGCUGGACGAGGCGGCGGCGGAGGGCGCCUGGGGCUACGUGCCCCUCAGCGGCCCUUACAUCGACCCGCAGCAUUCGGGGAACGUGACGGCGCAGGUGGGGGCGACGGCCGUGCUCAACUGCCGCAUCCUGUACAUCGUCGGCAAAACGGUGUCUUGGAUGCGAACCCGCGACCUCCACCUCCUGACGGUCGGGCGGUUCACGUACACCAGCGACCAGCGGUUCAAGGCGGUUCACCAGAGCGGCUCCCAGGACUGGCUUCUCAAGAUCCACUACGUGCAGCACCGCGACGCCGGCCCCUACGAGUGCCAGGUGUCCACCACGGAGCCGCUGACGCACACCGUGUGGCUCUCUGUUGUGGAACCCCAGACGACCGUGUUCGGCGGCCCCGACCUCUACAUCGACGCCGGAUCGGUCAUCAACCUCACCUGCCUCGUCAAGUACAGCCCCGAACCGCCGCCCUACAUCUUCUGGUACCACGAUGAGGAG
This is a messenger RNA of Penaeus vannamei (Pacific white shrimp), 786 nucleotides long. Lineage: Eukaryota; Metazoa; Arthropoda; Malacostraca; Decapoda; Penaeidae. The record is from RefSeq and is a predicted model, not a curated record.